This is a messenger RNA of Onychomys torridus (southern grasshopper mouse), 495 nucleotides long. RefSeq names its product histone H4. Gene Ontology annotation, biological process: nucleosome assembly. The record is from RefSeq and is a predicted model, not a curated record. The transcript has a single exon. Gene Ontology annotation, cellular component: nucleosome. Bases 9 to 320 code for a protein of 103 amino acids. Gene Ontology annotation, molecular function: DNA binding; protein heterodimerization activity; structural constituent of chromatin. Lineage: Eukaryota; Metazoa; Chordata; Mammalia; Rodentia; Cricetidae.
CAGUAGCCAUGUCUGGUCGCGGCAAAGGCGGGAAGGGCCUGGGCAAGGGCGGCGCCAAGCGCCACCGCAAAGUCCUGCGCGACAACAUCCAGGGCAUCACCAAGCCCGCCAUCCGCCGCCUGGCCCGGCGCGGCGGCGUCAAGCGCAUCUCCGGCCUCAUCUACGAGGAGACCCGCGGGGUGCUGAAGGUCUUCCUGGAGAACGUGAUCCGCGACGCCGUCACCUACACGGAGCACGCCAAGCGCAAGACCGUCACCGCCAUGGACGUGGUCUACGCGCUCAAGCGCCAGGGACGCACGCUCUACGGCUUCGGCGGUUAAGGUUUUCAUCCUUCCGUUCCAUAACCAAAGGCCCUUCUCAGGGCCGCCCAUCUGCUCUGAAAAAGGCGUUGUAAUACUGGACCGUGCAGUUUGCUUUGUACCGCGUCCCGGAGAACAAAGUCUGAGAAAGGAGGAAGAAUAAAUCACAAUAUGAGUGCAAUUGCACUCUGCUUUA